Molecule: messenger RNA, 2715 nt
Organism: Gigantopelta aegis
Lineage: Eukaryota; Metazoa; Mollusca; Gastropoda; Neomphalida; Peltospiridae
Product: serine O-succinyltransferase-like
Exons: 11
Coding region: 421-1944 (507 amino acids)
Biological process (GO): L-homoserine metabolic process
Molecular function (GO): L-serine O-acetyltransferase activity; homoserine O-acetyltransferase activity
Source: RefSeq, a predicted model, not a curated record
CGGAUCUAAAUAUUUGCAUAGUCAUAGGGGGAUUUUCCUUCAUGCGCUUGGCAUGUGAUGUAUGUGGGUUGUGAUAAAGCAAAAACCAGACAUGAGAUGGGGAAAAUUUAUUUUUUCUUUUAACACAGACUAUUUAAGGUCUCAGCUGCUAUACAAUCCGAUAUGCAGUUGCCAAGUUUGUGAUGUGCAGUGAAUACUGAAAUGCCUGAGCUAAAACAGCUAGCAAAAAUCUGUAUGCGUCUGAUGUAGAUAUAUAAUUUGUGUAUACAGAAAUACCAGCUGGUUUGUUUGUUACAUAUUGUUUUGACACCUACAAUUUAUCUUCACAUUUGUAUGUUACAGAUCCCCAAAAACUAAGCAGUGUUAUGAACAAUAGUCAACACAAUAGCUACAUGAAAACUGUUAAUAAAAAUCAUCAGCAUGCAUACGUUUGUGAGAAAAGGAGCUAUCUUAAUGAUGAAGGGUCUGAAGCUGCCAGCUCAAGGCGAAUCGACAAUGUGCAGCUUGACGAGAAAGCAUUUUGGGACAGUUUGUGCCGUUCUGCAGAAAGUCAAAGAAGUGCCGCCACCAGUGGAAGAAAGCCUGCAGGCACCUUUACCCCAGGUUGAUUUACCACAGGUUGAUUUACCCCAGGUUGAUUUGCCACAGGUUGAUAUGCCAGACUAUUUGGAGGUUUAUCCCGAAGAACCUCAAGUUGCGUUCAGAGGACUGCAAUCUGACUUCCCAUGUGUUUCUCGCAAUCAGAAAACUGGUCCAGAGCCUGAAUAUGGGAACAUCACCACUGGAUUUAAAUUGUUUGCUGACAAAACUCCAUUUUAUCUCAAAUACAACAAGGGUGUGCUGCCUGAACUGAAUAUCGCGUACGAGACAUGGGGACAUCUUAAUGAGAAACGAGACAAUGCUGUUAUGAUCCAUGCUGGUCUGUCAGCCAGCUCACAUGCAAAGAGUCACAAGCGCAAUUCACAACCAGGUUGGUGGGAGAAGUUUGUGGGUCCAGGUUGUGCUGUGGAUACAAGCAAGUUUUAUGUCAUCUGCACCAACAAUCUUGGAGGUUGCUAUGGGACAUCGGGCCCUUCGUCCGUGAACCCCCUCACCGGCAAGCCAUAUGGAACAAGUUUUCCAAUAGUGUGUGUUGAAGACAUGGUCAGGGCCCAGUUUCUACUGAUGGAUGAUCUUGGGAUUGGAAAGCUUCAUGGUGCUGUUGGGUCAUCACUGGGUGGAAUGUGCUCUCUGAUGUCGGCUAUCUUGUUUCCUGAACGUGUUGGAAGAUUUGUUUCCAUAUCAUCCUGUGCGCAGUCCCACCCCUCGUCGAUUGCGAUGCGAUAUCUGCAGAGGAAAUGCAUCAUGAGUGACCCAAACUGGAACAAGGGACAUUACUAUGGUGGGACGUUUCCAAAGAUUGGAAUGAAACUAGCAAGAGAAAUAGCAACACUUACGUAUCGUAGCGGUCCUGAGUGGGAUGAAAGAUUUGGUCGAGGUCGAAUCAAUGACAAUGAUGCUCCAUCUCUGUGCCCGACAUUUGACAUUGAAAGUUAUCUCGAAUAUCAGGGAGAAAACUUCAGCACCAAGUUUGACCCAAAUUCACUUCUCUACAUCUCAAAGGCGAUGGAUUUAUUUGAUGCUGCCGAGGGAUUCACUUCUCUCGAAGCAGGACUGGCCCGUAUCACCUGCCCAGCCAUGGUUCUUGGUGUACAGACCGACAUUCUCUUCCCCAUCUGGCAGCAGAGAGAACUGGCCAGCAUGCUACAGAAAGCAGGCAAUGAAGCUGUGACAUUCUACGAACUGAAUUCUCUGUACGGCCAUGACACAUUUCUGCUAGAUUUGAAUGGAGUAGGAGCUGCGGUCAAAGGUUUCCUGGAGAGUGACAUGAAGGGGUUUGGCUGGCUCACUAAAGAGCGAGUAACCAAGAAAAGAAAAAAAGACAAGGAGAGGCUGUAUUUCUGAGACAACAGUUGUCUCCCUUGACAUACUUUACCAUCUUAAUUCAUACGAAAUAAUCAGCAAGGAUUAUGUUGAGACUCAAUGGUAAUUAAUAAGAGAUUUGGCAUCAACAAAUAUAAACUUCAUUGAAAAUGAAUAACAACAACAAUGGCAACAAAAAUAUUUGUUGACACCAAAUUAAGACAUCCACUGUUUUUUAACUUUUGUAACUGAAGUAAUGAAUACUGUAGAUCCUGAAAUUAGUACGGUGAGCAGACUAAAAUGUGACAUGAAAUUAAUAUGAGUGACCUCCCUUUGAAAUAUUACUUUUCUAACAACACACCUUUGUGUACCUUUUGGUUAAAUCCAUGUUACAGGCGCAUUCAGUGAGUUCAACUCAUUAACAUGUCUGUGUACACAUCAGUUAACCUGUUUAGUACCAAGUGUUUUGGUGAGACUAACUCAAAGCAUAUUUUUGCAGCAAUCAGUUAUGUUAUCUAAAUCUGGCUAAACAUUAGCAUACAUGUACCAUUACAACUGAAUUAUAUUACUUAUCUGUGAACAACGAUUACAAAAUCAUAAUGAAAUAAUUCACCCAGUGGAAUGCCGACAAAGUUGCAGCGAACUUGAACAGUAAAACAAAAAAAUUGUCAACCUCAGGAUCGAGUCGGCUUUUGACAGGGUGGCCAAAGACCCUGCGAAUGUCACACGUGGCUGGACUAUUGGACAAUUGGUCUUUCUCGCCUACAAUAUAUUGUUUUCCAUUUGUGUUUUAUAAAUAUAUUAGAAUUUUAA